Sinocyclocheilus anshuiensis is the source of this 815-nucleotide messenger RNA. RefSeq names its product 5-demethoxyubiquinone hydroxylase, mitochondrial-like. The transcript has 6 exons. Gene Ontology annotation, cellular component: nucleus; mitochondrial inner membrane. Gene Ontology annotation, molecular function: 3-demethoxyubiquinol 3-hydroxylase activity. Gene Ontology annotation, biological process: determination of adult lifespan; regulation of reactive oxygen species metabolic process; ubiquinone biosynthetic process. The record is from RefSeq and is a predicted model, not a curated record. The coding region runs from base 131 to 799 and encodes 222 amino acids. Lineage: Eukaryota; Metazoa; Chordata; Actinopteri; Cypriniformes; Cyprinidae.
UCAUUGACGUAAUAUUCAAGCGCCGACUAGCGACUACAGUGUUUAGUCAACGCUAUGCGUGCGACUCCGCCCACCUAGAUCCUGUCAAUGACAUUUAUCGAUUUUUACGUUAUCAAAAACAAUUGCAAACAUGCACAGGUUUGUCAGACCUCAGCUUUUGCUUCGUGAUUCUAAACAGCCAUUAUUACCGACAGCGGGUCAACUUUGUACAAAUCACAAAUCUGUUGUGUCCAGUGUAAGGGGAUAUGUUGUAUUGCCUCCCACCAAUGAUGAAGAAGAAAAAGCCAUGCUUCACAGGAUGAUGAGAGUGGACCAUGCAGGAGAAUAUGGUGCCAACCGAAUCUAUGCUGGUCAGAUGGCUGUUCUUGGCCAUACACAAAUCAGUCCACUCAUUCAGGAAAUGUGGGAUCAAGAGAAGCAGCACCUGAGAAAGUUUAAUGAGAUACUGGCUGAGAACAGAGUGCGUCCGACCCUCCUGCUUCCGCUGUGGAACAUAGCAGGAUUUGCUCUUGGCGCUGGCUCUGCUCUCUUGGGAAAGGAAGGGGCGAUGGCCUGCACUGUGGCUGUAGAGGAGAGUAUCUCAGAGCACUACAACUGUCAGAUCAGAACUCUAAUGGAGAAAGAUCCUGAGAAGUACACCGAACUGCUGCAGCUGAUUAAAGAAUUUCGGGAUGAUGAAAUGGAGCACCAUGACACUGGACUGGAGCAUGAUGCUGAAUCCGUGCCUGGAUAUCAGCUGAUGAAAGCAAUCAUACAGGCGGGCUGCAAAGCUGCAAUCUGUGUCUCAGAAAGUCUAUAAAUAUUUUCAGAGUAUU